Aplysia californica (California sea hare) is the source of this 1191-nucleotide messenger RNA. Its product is annotated as prefoldin subunit 1. Gene Ontology annotation, biological process: protein folding. NCBI's taxonomy places the organism in Eukaryota, Metazoa, Mollusca, Gastropoda, Aplysiida, Aplysiidae. The record is from RefSeq and is a predicted model, not a curated record. Gene Ontology annotation, cellular component: prefoldin complex; cytoplasm. The transcript has 4 exons. Bases 56 to 436 code for a protein of 126 amino acids. Gene Ontology annotation, molecular function: protein folding chaperone.
AACAUUUUAUUGUGACAACGACGGACGAGUAAUCGCCCUUUGCUAAAAAUUCAAGAUGGCAGCCACCCGUCAAGUCAUCGAUCCUGAACUCUCAAACGCAUUCGCUGAGCUCUCUUUGAAAAAAGCUCAGUCAGAGAACCAGAUUCGGAUUUCCAACUCACAGAUUGAGAACCUGACCCGUAAGAUUCAGCACUCUCAUCUGGUGGAACAGGAAGUGAAAAACCUCCCCUCUGACGUCCGCCUGUACAAAGCUGUCGGUCGAAUGUUUUUGUUGCGGUCACAAGAUGAACUCAAAGGGGAACUGAAGGAGAAGCAAGGCUCAUUUGCCGAAAAAAUCAAGUCUUUAGAGUCAUCGAAAGAGUACCUCCAGAGGAACAUUGAGGAAUGCAAGAACAACGUGAGGGAGCUGGUGAUGAGUAAACAGAGCUCUCGAUGAAGGUCGCCGCAAGAAGAUAGAUUUCUGAACAUUUUAUGAAAUAUAGGCUGGGCUUUGUGACAAAAGGUAGUGGUAGGCCUAUAGACCUAUACCGUUCCUGAAAAACGAAAAAAGUUAUCCAAAAAUUUAAUUUUGAUUCGCAAUCCUGGAUGUUGGAAAAAGCUUCAUCGAAACAGCACAGAAUCAUUUUUAAUUUUAGCAUGUUUUAUAACGAAAUAUGUUAUUCCAGUGAAGAUUAAUUAAAGAUCACUUUUGCAGUGUAAAUGGAAAAAAAAUGCAGAAGUUUGAUAAUUGGGGUUAUCUCAUUUUGCCACAAAGCCCGUUAUAUUGUCUGUCCGUGUGCUUGUGUGUCCGUGUGCUUGUGUGUCCGUGUGCUUGUGUGUCCGUGUGUGCGUGUGUGUCCGUGUGCUUGUGUGUCCGUGUGCUUGUGUGUGCGUGUGUUUGUGUGUCCGUGUGCUUGUCUGUCCGUGUGCUUGUCUGUCCGUGUGCGUGUGUGUCUGUUGCUGGCGCACCGUGUAAUUUUUUACGCGCGUGUGAAUGAUGAGAAAAUUCUAAAGUGUAUAGUGUGCUGUUUGAAGAGUAGUAUUGUGUGUGUGUAUAUAAAUAGUAUGUCGGUUGAGCUCUUCUCUUGUUUCCUGUCGCAUGUCGUGUGCAAGUCUGAUCAACGCCUGAGUCUCAUCAUGUAUCAUCUCCUGGGAUGGAGCCAGAGGGGUGGGGGGAGGGGUGGAGGACUAUGUCAAGUACAAGAGUCGAAA